AUGUGUCCGACGGUGUCAACGUGAACAAUUUUAAUUUCAUCAUUUACUUCCAUUUUGUUUAAAAUAACUAGAAACGGAUAUACAAACACAGAAACAAGAUGCCGUUGUCGUGUCGAUUUUACCAGGAGAAAUACCCUGAAAUCGAGGAUGUAGUGAUGGUAAAUGUGCGGUCCAUCGCGGAGAUGGGCGCCUACGUACAUCUGUUGGAAUACAACAAUAUUGAGGGCAUGAUUUUGCUUUCCGAGUUGUCGAGAAGACGUAUCAGGUCCAUCAAUAAAUUGAUCAGAGUUGGGAAGACAGAGCCCGUUGUGGUGAUCAGAGUGGAUAAAGAAAAAGGUUACAUAGACUUGUCAAAACGUCGUGUAUCCGCCGAGGACAUAGACAAGUGCACAGAGAGGUACGCCAAAGCCAAGGCGGUGAACUCCAUCCUGCGGCACGUGGCGGAGCUGCUUCAUUACGAGAGCUCGGAGCAGCUGGAGGAACUGUACAAGCGUACUGCUUGGUUGUUUGAAGAGAAAUAUAAGAAGAAGGCUUCCGCUUAUGACUUCUUUAAACAAGCUGCUGUUGACCCGUCAGUCCUCAACGAAUGUGGCCUAGACGAGAGGACCAAGGAGGUCCUCCUGGCCAAUAUCAAGCGUAAGCUGACUUCGCAGGCCGUGAAGAUCCGAGCUGACAUAGAGUGCGCGUGCUACGGGUACGAGGGGAUCGAUGCGGUGAAGGCUGCGCUUAAAGCCGGCCUUACCGUCUCCACUGUUGAGAUGCCUAUUAAGAUCAACCUCAUAGCUCCGCCUCUAUAUGUAAUGACCACUUCAACGCCCGAGAAGACGGACGGGUUGAAGGCGCUACAGGACGCCAUAGAUAAGAUACAGGAGAACAUCACGACCGCUGGCGGCGUGUUCAACAUACAGAUGGCGCCUGAGGUGGUGACGGCGACGGACGAGGCGGAGCUGGCGCGGCAGAUGGAGCGCGCCGAGGCGGAGAACGCGGAGGUGGCCGGGGACUCCGCCGAGGAGGACGAGGACCACGGUAUGGGCGACGCUGGUAUGGACGAGGAGCCGCAACAGAACGGCGCAUCCGACGAAGAGGAAGAUAACUAGAACACGGCGAACUAUAUAUUAUAUGUAUAGCGAUAUGUUGCUAAUAUACAACUUUUAUACAA
Messenger RNA from Cydia amplana, 1159 nucleotides. RefSeq names its product eukaryotic translation initiation factor 2 subunit 1 (gene eIF2alpha). The record is from RefSeq and is a predicted model, not a curated record. Gene Ontology annotation, molecular function: ribosome binding; RNA binding; translation initiation factor activity. Lineage: Eukaryota; Metazoa; Arthropoda; Insecta; Lepidoptera; Tortricidae. The coding region runs from base 99 to 1097 and encodes 332 amino acids. The transcript has 7 exons. Gene Ontology annotation, cellular component: eukaryotic translation initiation factor 2 complex; eukaryotic 48S preinitiation complex. Gene Ontology annotation, biological process: translational initiation.